Dermacentor albipictus is the source of this 3488-nucleotide messenger RNA. RefSeq names its product protein AAR2 homolog. Lineage: Eukaryota; Metazoa; Arthropoda; Arachnida; Ixodida; Ixodidae. Gene Ontology annotation, biological process: spliceosomal tri-snRNP complex assembly. The record is from RefSeq and is a predicted model, not a curated record.
GAAACUGUGGUUAAGCUAUGUCACAAUUUCGAACAGUCUAAUGCAGAGCUCGCGUUUCGAUAGCGUGCCGGCGAUACGCGUGCAGAAGAUUUGUGAGGAAGAAAGGCAAAUUUGCUGAGAUAUUGCAAAAAAUUGCACGAAAGACAAAAGAAUGGCAGAUGCAAACGAAGCUGCCAGCAACGUACAGGUGGACCCGGUCGUGGUGGACCGGCUGCUGCUACAGGGUGCCACCCUGGUGUUUCUGGACGUGCCGCCCGGCACCGAGUUUGGCCUGGACAUGUCCACAAACGUGGUUGGGGACAAGUUUCGUGGCGUCAAGCUGAUCCCUGCAGGCUUGCAUUUUGUGCACUACAGUGCUGUGAGCAAGACUGGCACGGCAGCACCCCGCACUGGCUUCUUCCACUACUUUGAGAAAGGCGAGAUGCUUGUCAAGAAGUGGGACAAAGCCACUGAGGAUAUAUCAUCGGAGCCAGUGGAAAGGGAAGAGGUGGAACGUCUGCGCUUAAACUUGAGGGGUGACCUGGAUCAGUACCUGGCUGUGUUUGCGUACACCGAGUGGCGUCGCUGGAUAUCCCUGACGAAGCACGUCACCCGGGAGGUGCUGGAGCGACUGCAGCCAGAGAGGAGUGUCAUCUACUCGGCCACACCAUUUGAGCCGCUCAACUUCUGCUCACGGCGAGGUGGUGACCUGGCCUCCAUUGACUCAAGGGGGGACUGUGGCGAGGACAUCAGGCUCUCAGAGAGGGCCAAGGAACUCCUGGAGCUGAAGGAAGUGCCCGAGUGCAGGAUACGCUACACGGAGAUACCAAAGAAGAGGCACCCGAGCGAUGCGACACCGGCAGAGAUCACCAAACAUGGUAUGGACUCGAGCUAUGUCCUGGAGCAGCUGCUAGCUUCCUGGCCACACAAGGAGGACCUGCUCGGUGAACUGCAGUUUGUGUUCGUCUGUUUUCUGGUGGGGCACGUGUAUCCGUGCUUUGAGCAGUGGCAGAAACUUGUGCGCAUCUUCUGCACCAGCUGCGAGGCCAUCGACCGGCACCCCGAUCUCUUCAGUGACCUGGUCUCAGUGCUGCACUUCCAGCUGCGCGAGGUCCCUUGUGACUUUUUUGUCGACAUCGUGUCCAGAAAGAACUUUCUCACAGAGGCCCUGGCUGCACUCUUUCAAAACAUCGCAGAGUCGAGUCUGCCCGAUGAUUCCCCGACCACUUUGAAGAUGAAGGCCAACCGCUUCAAGAUAAGCCUCACCAAGUUGAUGGGCUGGAGCUUUGAGGAAGAGGUGCCCGAGGAAGAGCGUCCCGUUGUGGUGGAAUUGGCUGGUGGUAACUGAGAUGUGUUGCUGUGACUGUGGCAUGGGGGAGGGGGGUGGGCGAUUUCGGGAAGCUUUAGAAUGAAUGGACUUCAAAACAUGCCAAUACUGAAAAAGAAAAGCUAUCAACAGUCUGUGUUCUGUUUUACUUUCUUGUAAUGCUGGCCUCACUGCCCAUUAUUGUCAUAGCGGUGAUGCAGAAAUGACGGACCACCUCGUGGGACAAGUGUCCUGCGUCAUUUUUACACUACCACUACGACAAUACUUCAUGAACUAAACGACUGCCUAUCAGUAACGUGUAACUGCUCCUUAGAAAAUGGAGUGCUAUGUAAUCACUACCAAAAUUGACUUGAAUGGGCGGUCCAAUGUUACCAAAUAUGAAUGCUUUAAGCCUUUUUGUAACUAUGCGACAAACAUUUGCGACUAGCAACUGAACUUCGUGUGCUGGACACCCUGGCUAAAACUUUUUAAAGUGCUAGCUGGCAGAAUUAGCCUUAAAUUUUUCUACACUGGCAGCACAUUUUUAGUGUGUAGAUGUGAAACUCAUUGGUGGCGAUUCACUUGAUUGAGGCCAUUACAAGUGAGUUUAAUCAUUGGCUGUAUGUGUCUGGUACGUGAUAGAGAUUACAUGCUUUUAUGCAAAACAGGGGUUUCCUGACAAGAAACCUCUGUUGUAGCAUAUCAGAAAUACAAUUUGGACACCGAGGCAUUCUCGAAAAAAGUGAAACAUUGUGAUAACUGCAUAAGAAAUACUUUCUGAUAAAUGUGUUAUGAAGGAUGGGGUCUAUUGAAUGCAAAUGGGAAGUAUUGUUACUUUUAAAAUAAUUACUGUGCAGAACAACAGUGUCAAAAUUGUGUCGUGGUGAUUGUGUGACCGUCUUUUCAUUGAUUAUGUUCUAAAUACAAGAGAGAGAGAAGAAACUUUAAUAAUGAAUGGUCCGACAGUUUCGUUGUGGUGGCCUCAGGUGGCGGCUCGAAGUCCUUGGACUCGGGUGGCAUCUUCGGCUUGCCGGACGGCCCAGAGCUGGUCUGCCAACUCUGAACUUUUCAGAGCCGCCUCCCAGCGGCGGUGACGCCGAUGGAGAAGGUCCCCAACGGACCCCGCAGCGAGGGCGGCAUCGGGAAGAAGCGAGCUCGAGGCUUCCCGUACUGUGCUAACGGCCGCGAUUACGGACGCGUUGCGAACGGAGGUGGUCUCAUUACCGUGGUUGCCGGCACAUUCCCAGAGCAUAUGUCGCAGCGUUGCUCUCUGUCCGCAAGCUUUACAUGCACCGGUUGGAUAUAAAUCCGGGUAGCAGUGAUGUAGGACCGCGGGGCUAGGGUAGGUGUGUGUCUGGAGCAAGCGAAAAGUUAGGGCUUCAUUCCUGUUUAACUUAUUGUGUGGUGGCGGGAAUGUGCGUCCUGGAGUCUGUAGUGUUGGGUGACAAAUUCAGAGUUGGGCAGUCACCAUUCUUACAGGCUGCUGAUGCAUUUGUGUGUUGUCAGGCAUUGAAUGAGAAAGUUCGAGAGCUCACUUACCACUGUGUUCCCAUUAUUUUACUUUUUCACCUUGCCAAAAAAAAAAAAAAAAUGUUUUACUACACAGUAAAGCGUUGUGUAGAAUUUUCACCUAAAUCUGUUGUAGUAGUAGUACACAAAUAAGUGCCUUCCAUCUAUCUGCGAAUGUGUGCUACCAAAAGAGCUAUUUUUCUCUCUAACUCUUAUGUGCAGUUUGAAGAAGCAACUUUCUUAUUACUGGUGUGCUAUGCAGAAUUUUUUAAUGAUGGGACCAUGUACAAAGUAGAAAUAUUUAUGCAGUGUACAUUGAUUGCAUGUGUUUAAUUGAGAAGUGUAUAUAAGCUGAUUUUGUAAAAUGUUGACAUCUCAUCUGCAGUGAUCAUUGAGUGUAUUGAAAAUGGAUUUCUCAGUUAUCGCUACUCAACGCUUUGUCAACUUUGUGUUGUGUGCAAAUCAGUGGUUUGUCAGCUUCGUUGCAGUUUUAUUUCACAAUAGAGUUGCUGCGAUAGUUGCUUCUACGUUGCGGGCAUAAGCCCAAGUGUAGGUACACGUGACCCACCAGUGUACAUCGGCAGGCCAGUGAACGUUAGGCCAAAGUUUCCAAUAUAUUGGUCUAACUGACCAUAUGUGUACACUCAGUGUUUCCACCGUCUUAAUGCAAUAAAGCAUGUUCGUUCACUUCUAA